AGAACACCAAAUAAAUAUCUCGAUUUUCUAUUUGUAGUCGUGUUGGUAAUGCUAUGAUAUUAGUUUUAUUCAAAUGUGAAGUGUAUUUUUGGAAAUUAUUUCUCCAAAUAAAACUAAAACCAUUGCUAUCAUGUAUAAGUCGAUCAAUAUAAGAAAAAAAACAUGAAUACGAGUCCUGAUAAAUUAAGGAAGCAAGCCUUUAUUCAAUAGUGAUUGGCUGUGUCCAGUGCGCAAGACCGCUUAAUACCAGCCGGAUUAAAUACGAGCUUAGAUUGGGGCUUAGUUUUAUUUUGAAAUCAAGAUACUUCUGGAUAAAAAAGCACAAGCUGCACAGCAUAAUUGUUUUUCUUCACUUGAAAAUGGCUACGGAGGAAGUAAACACUUUGACGACGGUUCCAAGAACGUACGAUGACAUCGAUGAAGUCGUGAAUGACAUAAACGUGAACGACAACGAAAAGGACGAGGAUUCGUGCCAAGAGUAUGAAAGUGACGUCAGCUCGUGUGCUGGCAGGUCUACAAGUGACGAGUGCGAGAGAGUUGUCCAGGACAUGACACCUACUGUCACCCAGUCUGCCGAUAGCCUUAGCACGGACGCCAAGGAAACUGACUUCUUGUAUAAGAUGGUGGACCUCAUUUUCAGGGAGGCCAUUGUGGAUGAGACGCAGAGUAACAACAGGCCAGUGUGCAGCUUCCUUUCGCCGGAGGAGCUGUGCGCGAGUCUCACGGAACUUAGCAUCGGUCAGGAGGGCAGCGAUGCGAACAAACUCAUCGAUUUUGCCGAGAAAGUCAUCAAGAACAGCGUGAAGACCGCCCAUCCACGGUUUUUCAACCAGUUAUAUGGCGGACUCAGCAAGUAUUCCAUUGCCGGGGCUUGGUGCGCCGAGGUCCUCAACUCCAGCAUGUAA
This is a messenger RNA of Mya arenaria, 905 nucleotides long. Its product is annotated as acidic amino acid decarboxylase GADL1-like. The transcript is spliced from 4 exons. Gene Ontology annotation, cellular component: cytoplasm. Gene Ontology annotation, molecular function: carboxy-lyase activity. NCBI's taxonomy places the organism in Eukaryota, Metazoa, Mollusca, Bivalvia, Myida, Myidae. The record is from RefSeq and is a predicted model, not a curated record. Bases 360 to 905 code for a protein of 181 amino acids.